Molecule: messenger RNA, 4563 nt
Organism: Rhipicephalus sanguineus (brown dog tick)
Lineage: Eukaryota; Metazoa; Arthropoda; Arachnida; Ixodida; Ixodidae
Gene: Patronin
Product: patronin-like
Biological process (GO): cytoplasmic microtubule organization; neuron projection development; negative regulation of microtubule depolymerization
Cellular component (GO): microtubule minus-end
Molecular function (GO): calmodulin binding; spectrin binding; microtubule minus-end binding
Source: RefSeq, a predicted model, not a curated record
AUGGACACCAUGGACGAGGACUACGACCUGGACGGCGUGGAGCUUACGCCGAUCGAAGAGUACGACUUCGCCAAGGCCAAACAGCGAGCCUCGGUGCUAUGGCUGGUGUCGAAGGCGCACCAGAACCGGGUGCCCGAGCUGCGCGAGGUCUUCUACCGAGACCAGGCAGAGCAGGACCGGCUGCGGCCGCAGCUUGUGCAGGCACUGGCCAGUGGCGAGCUGUACUGCCUCGCGCUGGCCAACAUCUACGCCGACCCCAACUACCAUAGCCUCAGCCACCAGGGCGUUGUGCAGGCACUGCAGCGCAAGGGUGUCGACGUUGAGCCACCCGCCGACCACACCCCCCUCACCGAGACCGUGCUCGCCCAAACUGCUCCGCUGCGCAUGAGUGCCCACAUGGCCGUCAUCAAUGGCAUUAUGGAAUUGUACAUCAAGGAAGUGCUCAUACCCAUCAAAGUCUUUGAAGUGGUCAGACGGUUUUCAGCUGUCGGAUACCGGAGGAGGUUCCCGUCGACGCGGAGGAUGCGGCGCGCUCUGCUGGGCCCGGACAGCGCCUGCCGGGGCCCGCCCAUGCUUCAAGACCUGGCGGACCUGAGCGACGGUUGUGCGCUGGCCGCGCUGCUCAGCUUCUACUGCCCACAGCAUUGCCCUGGCACGACUGUGCCUGCCGGGCGACAGCUGGCUGACUCGCUCUACAACCUUCAGCUGAGCCAGCGCUUCUGCGACGCGCACCUGCGCAUGACGUGUUCGUCCUGCACGGUGGAAGAUGUGCUCUUUGUGCACCCUUCCAUCCGGCAAAACCUUCUCGCUCUCUCGCCGAUCUCAUCGGCUCGGCAUCGAGGGGAGUCCCUGCGCAAGGCACGUGCCCUGCAGAACUCCUGUAGCCACAUUCCAGAUUUGUGUCCGCCUGAUGACCACAACCAAACAAAGCACAAUGGAGCGUGGCCAGAAGGUGUGCGGAGGCUGAGCCAAGGUGCGAAGCCUGUCACUCGUGUUUCACGCUCUUCUGCCCGGGAGGAUGAAGAUUCGGACCAGCUGAGCUCGUCACCUAGGUGUCGCUCAGACGAAGACGAUGCAUUUCUAUCGAACCGGAGGCCAAGCUCCUCUCUGCGACGGCACUCAAGUGAGGCCAUGGACCCUCUUCUGCCGGCACGCUUGCGGGAGCCCAAGGAGAGAAAUAACUGUGAUGUCGCAAAGUACCUGGAGCGCGGUGAAGACGCCUCACUAGGCUCGUCACCUACGCCCCAGUCCCCCGCGCGGAGCCUGCACGAAGCAAUGCAUCGAGUGCGCGAAGCGGAGGAGCAGGGGUCUCCGGCCCACAGAGCAUCAUCCAUAAGCGGAAACCUGAGCCUUCGAAGGAGCACCUCCCGCUCAGCUGGGAUCUCCCCUUCAUCGGAGUGGGUCGCGCAGCACCCCUCGUCGGCUCGGAACACGCUUCUCCUCUGCACAGGAGUGCCUCGAAGUCUGACGUUGGCUCGCCAUUGCGGAGGAACUCUUCCAGAACGGACCUGUUCCAGCCAUCGGCACUCAGGAUGGCUCUGGGAAUCGGUUGCCUCCCGAAAAGCGGAAGACAACGCCAACCGACGGCCAGUAAGUCGUCACCGUCGACAACCACGUGGCCAGCAAGCUGCUGCAGACAGUGAGGAAAACAGGAGCACGGAGGACAGUUCAUCGCCUUUGGCAGCGCAGCUAAACAAUGUGCGAUUAAAACUCGAAGAAAGGCGGCGUAAGAUCGAACAAGAGAAGCGUCGUAUGGAAGACCGUGUCAAAAGGCAGCGACAGAAGGUCGGCAAGGCAGCUUUCUUGCAAGCUGUUGCACGCGGCGACAGCAGAGUCUCCGAAGGUGGUGGCAGCACGCACGAGUCGUCUGCCACAGCCUCAGGAGAAUUCUUCCUGCACAGUGACAAUGAUGGUGGGCAGCCUCAGAGCCUGCCCUCAUUUGCGCACGCUGCCCCCAACCUUACCUCACCGAGGUGGUGCGACCGCCGCCAUUCCAGCAACAGCCACAGCAGCAGCAGCUGCAGCAGCCACAUCAACGACGUCAGUGGGAAUACCCGAUGGCGCCCAUCAUGCCGCCACAGCAGCCAAAGAGGGCAGUGGGGCCCUCCUGUGGUCACACUUGCGGAGCAACCCAUGCGCUGGGGGGCCCCAGCUGCUGCACUGGUGGACCCGGGCUACAUGGUCUAUCCCUCAGGCCAGAACGAAUUUGCGUACCAGCCGCCUUACUACCAAAAUGGUACCGCUGCCGCCAUGCAGCAAGUGGGCUAUGCCAGUUUUUUCAAUGCCAUCUCAGCAGCAACCGCAACAGCCUCUGCAACAGCAGCAGCAGCAUCAGCAGCAACACAGCACCCACUGCCACCACCAUUCCAAGCACCUUGCACAGUUAGUACAGAGCAGGUGACUGCUGCCGCACACCACACCCGAAUCUCAAUGCCCAUCGCGGACACCGCCAGCGCCUGCCGUGGAGGAGCAGCUUGCCGAAGCCUUGAGAAUCUGUCGAUGGGCAGCCUAGCUUCACAGCCCCGAAGCGUCGAAUUCGGCAAGACGUACCGCGUUUCCAAAAGCCAACAGCCAGCAAGGAAUCAGACCAAACCAGCCGAUGAGGGCAGUGAAGCGGGCUUUUUUAUCAGCUUUGAUGACCAGCAACCCAAAAACCAAAGCCGAAGCUCCGUCCAAGAAUCGCAAAGCCGGAGUCUGGGCUCAGCAAUGGUACCCUCACGGCGGCAUCUACAGGAAGCACAAAAGGCUCUGAGAACUCAUCAAACAGCGCCCAUCAGAGAACCAAGAACCUCCCAUGGGCCAUUAGGCGUUGGUUUUGUCAUAGGGGCUGACUUGGUGAAUCCUGACCCGGAGGCGGAGACUGAGAUGCAGCGGCGCAAGGAGAUGAUGAUGCUGGUCUCACUGCGAAGGAGAGAGGAACAGGAGGCGGCCAGGGUUGCGAAGGAGCAGCGAAACGCUGUCAAGCGAAUGCAGGAGCAGUUGCGACGUGAGGAGCAGGCACGGAAACGUGAGGAGGACCGGCAGAGGCGACAGAUGAUCCUCGAGCAGUACCGGCAGCGCAAGGCCCAAGAAGAGGCUGAGAAGGACGCUGCAGUUCAUGGUGGCAGCAGCAUGAGCUUGCGUGGCGGCGAUGGCGGUGCUACGCUCACACGCAGCAGUGCCAAGCCGCGGUCUUCUUCGCGACCGCGACCCAAGUCGGUGCACCUUGGGCCAUGUUCGUUGCAGCGCGGCUCUCAUACCAGUCUUGAUGAGUGCGGGCGGCAGCGGGCAGCCAGCCCACCUCCCUCAGGAACUGAGUGGCGGACUUCAGCCAGCGACGGUGCGUCAGACACGGCCUCAACCCACUCCCUCAUGCUGCUGCCCUCGGCAAGCGAAUACGCGGGGCCCAAGCUGUUCGUCAAGCCCACGGCAAAGUCCAACCGCAGCAUUAUCAUCAAUGCCAUCAACACUGUUCUUGCGGGAGCUGUCAACUCCGAAACCAAGAGGAAGGUGUUGGAGGAGAUAAACGUGUCCGAAAGCAAGCACUUCCUUAUCCUGUUCCGAGACUCGGGCUGCCAGUUUCGUGGCCUCUACUCCUACCACCCCGAGAGAGAGGAAGUGCUGCGGCUGCAUGGCAUCGGACCGCGCAGUGUUCUGCCUUCCAUGAUGGACAUGUUUUUCAAAUACAACUCUGGCGCCAAGAGCUUCACUCAAAUUCACACGAAGCACCUAACGGUCACCAUAGAUGCCUUUACCAUCCACAAUCAUCUGUGGACUGUCAAGAAGACCUGUGUGCCUCAACGCAGGGACUUGUGACGACCGCACGUCUGAAAAGAAAAGUCCCCUUUCAGUGCAUUUGUUUUCUCAAGGAUAGACUGCUGUGCUGGGGCUUAUAACACCAGGCUAACCAAAAUGUGCGCCGAGGAGGCACGGCAGCUCUCCACACGCCGGUCACACAUUGCCGCUGGCUUAUUUUCUUUUCCCGUUUUCCGCGGCCGAGACCCGAGGUUUGCAGGUCGAACCUCAUCAGGAAGUGGUGGGGACUGUCUUCACCCGCAUUUUUUUUUUCUUUCUUCCUUCCUUCCCGGGAAUUUCGCGCACACUAAUUGUUUUUUUCGCUUGAGAUUGUACUUUGUAUAUAGCGGGCGUUGUCGUUACUCGAUCGUAUAGUUGAAGGAGAUAAGCCCAGCCGGUGAGACACAGUCGUCGAGGUUUUUCUCGUUGCCCCGUUUUGUGCGGGAGGGUUGAUCCUGCGCUCUUUCGGCCGACUAACGAAGAUGACUGGAGUCCUUGGGCAAAUUGUGUGAUAUGGCUUGCCAAAUGUAAUAUAGUCGAAGCCAACAGUUGCGCAUGUUCCUCGAAAGGCUCAUGCGGGUGCCGGUUUCUCGCUUCAUUUACCUCCAAUGAUGUCUUCGUUUUUUCUUUUUUAGGCUUUUAAAUGUUACUACAAAUAUAGAUACACUGACACACAAACACAAUCUGCACGCACGAGUUGCUCUAAUGGCAAAUGCUGCGCUGGUUACUAUUUUUUUUUUGCUGUAAUACACAAGUUGUUCGCGAACAAUAAAUGCAGCUUUCCCUUUU